This is a messenger RNA of Miscanthus lutarioriparius, 333 nucleotides long. Lineage: Eukaryota; Viridiplantae; Streptophyta; Magnoliopsida; Poales; Poaceae. The record is from the annotation of a GenBank genome assembly.
AUGAGCAAACAGAGCGCAAGGAAAAGACGGGAGGAAGGAAAACUCACGUCCGUCCAGAACGCGACCGCCGGCGGCGCCGAGACCAGCGGGUUCCUUGGAAGGACCGGCCGAGAGGCGAGAGGGAGGAAGGAGGUGACGAUGACGAGGCGCUGCUGCUCGCGCGGAACAGAGGUUGGUUGCAAUGGGAAGGAGACGCCGAGACGCGGCGCGGCGGGGCGGCUUGCUCCUCUGGGUUGGGAGAAGGGCUGGAAGGCGCGGAGGGAGGUGCGGUGCGGCUCUGUUGUUCUUGGGAUGGGUGGAGACAGGGUGGGCGACCAGCGACGCUAUUUAUAG